Molecule: messenger RNA, 201 nt
Organism: Trichomonas vaginalis G3
Lineage: Eukaryota; Parabasalia; Trichomonadida; Trichomonadidae
Product: heat shock factor binding protein 1 family
Exons: 1
Coding region: 1-201 (66 amino acids)
Biological process (GO): cellular heat acclimation
Cellular component (GO): nucleus; cytosol
Molecular function (GO): transcription corepressor activity
Source: RefSeq, a predicted model, not a curated record
AUGUCACAACAAGAGGAGCAGCUUCCAACACAGCCAGAAGAUCUUGCAAAUUUCAUGGAUCAAAUCUUCAGCCAAAUGGAGUCCAAGUUCACUGAUAUGGCUCAGCAAGUUCUCAAACGCAUCGACGAAAUGAGUUCUAAAAUCAACGAACUGGAGAGCUCAAUCGACACCCUCAUGCAACAAGCAGAGCAGGAUAAAUAA